ACAGGAUUAUCUGCUGGAAAAUAAACCUGAAGCUUCACCCCUCAGUACUUUCACGGAUCCGUUACAGUCCAGUUGUGAGGAAGCGACGGCGACUGCGUGUGCUGGUUAAUUUCCCAUCACAGAUGCAAAUGUCCUCCAGGAAGAAUCAGAGCUCAGCUCUGCAAACUCCAGCUUUCAUGCGCAGCUCUUCUCCUCGUUUCCACCUGGAUCUCUGGCUCCGCUUCACCGUCCACAGCUGGGUCCUGGAUGUGGCCCGGACUGUCGUCAUGCUCGUCCUCUCAGGGGACAUCUGUCCUCUGAACCGUCCUGGGUUAGCAGAUUAUCUCCACCUUCUCUACAACGUCACGCUCCCGUUUGUGCUCCUCAGAAUGCUGGAGCGCAGCCCCAGGACGCUGCCCCCAGUGGUCGUCCGCCUCGGCAUCGUUGCAGUCGCCAUGGGCACCAGCUUCCACCUGGUGGCGGACUCCGUCACCCGUCGCCUCCUGCUGGUUGGCUACCAGCUGCCGCUGUCUGUCAGGGAGAACCCGGUCAUGACAGAGCUCGGGCCGUCGUCUCUGGUCGACGCCUUCGAGCUUCUGUUUCACUACGACGACGCGCUCGGUCAUGUGAUGUGGUCUGUCCCUCUCUUCCUCGUCCUGUUGCUCUUCUUCAGUGGUUCUUUCUGUCACAGGACACAUGAGCAGAAGCUGCUGCCCCCUGCUGCCUGGAUGCUACUCGCUCCCAACGCUGCCUACUACUGGUACCUGAUCACUGAGGGACAGACCUUCAUCAUCUUCAUCUUCACCUGCUUUGCAAUGACAGCCACGGUGAUGCACCAGAGGAGGCGGGGCUUUGUGCCCGACGUGAACGGCGUCUUCAUGCUCUCCAGUUUCUCUGGCGCCCUCUUGCUGCUGGUGGUGUGGGUGACAUGUCUGUGGGACGACCCGGCCUUGAGGAAGAGACACCCUGGACUCAUCUAUGUCCCUCAGCCUCGCGUGGUCUUCACCCUGCACCUCCACCAGGUCAAACCCGCAUUAAACCCCAACUAAACCUUGGUGAUGAAACACCGAAAAAAAAUUCAUAAAGUACAGGGAAUAAAUAAAAGUGCUGCACAAUGGCUCAGUAGCGCCCCCGUAGGUGAAACCCGGUAGGACAAAGCCAAAAUGGAGUUGCAACAAAUUUCACAAAACUUGAUGGAAACAACCAACCGGAAGUCAGCCAUUUUGAAUAGAAUUUGGUGUCCAUCUUGGUGAUUUGCACGUUCUCAAAAAUGAACAAACUUUGUUCAUUAAUCGUAACGACAUAAAAAAGUGUCUCGAUUUGUAUGAGACACGUUUGAGAUGAACAGUUUUCAAAAGGUCUCGUGAGAUA
Molecule: messenger RNA, 1350 nt
Organism: Solea solea (common sole)
Lineage: Eukaryota; Metazoa; Chordata; Actinopteri; Pleuronectiformes; Soleidae
Product: ceroid-lipofuscinosis neuronal protein 6-like
Exons: 8
Coding region: 123-1028 (301 amino acids)
Source: RefSeq, a predicted model, not a curated record